Gastrolobium bilobum is the source of this 3045-nucleotide messenger RNA. RefSeq lists its product as uncharacterized. Gene Ontology annotation, molecular function: protein binding. The record is from RefSeq and is a predicted model, not a curated record. Lineage: Eukaryota; Viridiplantae; Streptophyta; Magnoliopsida; Fabales; Fabaceae. The coding region runs from base 70 to 2475 and encodes 801 amino acids. The transcript is spliced from 15 exons.
UGUGUAAGUUUCAGUUGCUGGUAAAACGCACCGUUUGGUUCGGGAAAACGCGGAAACCCUAGCAAUAGCAUGAUGAGAGGAGGGGAAAGCUACGUGGGUUGUGCUCCGGCGUUCUCAAACGACGGGAAGCGUCUUCUGGUUUGCAGUGGCUGCACCGUCUCCAUCUUCAGCACUUCCACUGGCUUGCGCGUUUCCUCUUUGGAAGGCCACACUGCACCUGUCACCUCCCUCAUCGUCGUUCCCGCUUCCAAGAUUCUAUGCUAUUGUUGGACCUCUUCUCUCGAUGGAACCAUUCGCUACUGGGACUUCUCCGUUCCUGAAUCAAUCAAGAAACUUGAUCUUCAUUUGCCCAUUUUCUCCAUGGUGAUACCUUCAAUCUUAUCCCCUCCAGAAGAAAACAAUGCAAAGGCGCCUAAUAUUUUUGCUUAUGUGUCUGUUCAAGAUAGAAAUGCCCAGGACAACCGGCCCAAUCCUCUUUGUGGACAGAUCAGGAAGUGUAAUUUGAAAAACUAUCAGACGGUUAGCCACCUAAUUUUGAAAGAGACUAAACGACCAGAAUCUUUGACCAUUAGUCCCUCGGGAAAUUUUUUUGGCAUAAAAGACAAACGCAAACUUCAUAUAUGGAAAGUUCCUAAAACCGACUCUGACUCUACUGUGUCCAAGAAGAUUGUCCUGCAUCAUACAAAGACCUUUACAGUUCUUGCAUUCCAUCCAACAGAGAGAAUAGUGGCUGCAGGUGAUGUAACUGGAAGAAUUUUAAUUUGGAGAGGAUUUGGUACUCAGAAGUUUCUGGAUAGUAGUGGACUAGUGAACGGAAGAUCAAUGAACGAUGGGGAAGAUAAGGGUGGGGUAAGGGAAAAUGAUGACGCUGAAUCAUGCGUCACAUGGCAUUGGCACUCUGCUGGAGUGAGGCUUCUAUCUUUCUCUUCAGAUGGAGCCUACCUGUACUCAGGUGGGGAGGAAGGAGUUCUUGUGCUUUGGCAGUUCGACACCGGAAACAAGAAAUUUUUACCAAGAAUUGGAUCACCGCUUCUGUAUUUCAUAGAUUCUCCAGAUCCCUCACUUUCCUCGAUAUCUUGUACAGAUAAUCAAAUUCAUAUUUUAAAGACCCCUUCAAUGGAAAUAAUGAGGUCUAUAUCAGGGAUCAAGCCUCCUUUGUCAUGUCAAGAAAUAUGUGAAAUUCUUUCUAGCCGAGCUGCCUUUGACUGCACUUCUGGUUUAGUGGCUGUACCAACAGAGAACUAUGGCAUCCAGUUCUACAGCUUGUUUGCUAAUCGGGGACUUUAUGAGGUUCAAGUCUUUGAAAGAAACCAUCAACCAGUUGAUGAGGUCACGGUGGUAGUGACCUUGGUGGAGCUGUCUGUUGAUGGUUCUAUGAUGAGUACUGUUGAAGUCAAGCUUCCUGAAGAAGGAAUAGGAGGUCUUGUUUGUUUGAAAUUUUGGGAUUUAGAUUCAGAUAGCAAAAAAUUUUCAGUAUCCACCCUUAUUUAUGAACCUCACAGGGAUGCUCAUAUUUCUGCGGUUGCUUUUCAUCCAACCCGUCAUAUGGCUGUCAGCUCAUCUUAUGGUGGAGAUUUCAAGAUUUGGGUCUGCAAAGAAGAUAUUCAGCAGAAUGGCCAGAUGCUUCAGAAUUCUGGUUGGAUGUGCCAUGCUGUUGGGUCAUACAAAAAUAAAGCAAUGAGAGCUGCUGCUUUCUCAGCUGAUGGUUCCGUACUGGCAGUUGCAGCAGACACUGUUAUUACAUUGUGGGACCCUGAUAAGAAUGUGCUCAUGGCUGUAGUAGGAGAGACAACUACGCCAAUUGUGAACCUCGUCUUUGCUGGAAAGUCAGAGUAUCUUCUGUCUGUAUCUCGUGGUUCAAAACCGCAGCUUUCUGUUUGGAGUAUGUCAAAGCUAGCUGCAUCUUGGUCAUACAGAAUUCAAAUUGAAGCUGUCUCCUGUGCAAUGGAUUUAUCAUAUUUUGCUAUCCUUGCUCUCCUUCCUGGAUCAAAUGAACAUACAUUUAGAGGUGAUGGAAUGAUCUUAUUAUUCAACGUAACAGAUCCCAUUCCUGUGGCUUCCUGGUCUGUAACAAAGGCCAAGGGAGGAGGCCUUGCUUUUCUGAAAGGAGAUCCAUCUGAAGUAGCAGUUAUUGAUGGAAAACCAUCUCAGACACUUCUUGCAUAUAUAAAUGGAGAUCAUGAGUAUGUCCUCUUUGAUCCGUAUGGCAAAGAAGCCUGUGAGCUUAGUAUGACUACUCAGGAUGAUCUUCUUGCGCCUGAAGAAACAGGACAAUUUGGAUACACGACAAUUUAUGGAGAGUUACCCAAGAUUGAUUUGAAAAGGAACAAGGCUUCGUCAGUUCUCUCCUCUGCAUCAGAGAGGCCUUGGGAAACCAUAUUUAGUGGGUCAUCGCAUAUGUUGCCACCCCUCACCAAAUUGUGUUCAGAAUUUUUGGAGUCCCUACUGGAGAAAAGGACAGCCAUGGUAGAAUGACAUACUACAUACAUGGAACUCUGUUCAAGGGAUGAUAUUUGUUACUUUGAAACCAUUUCCUGUCAGCAGAGCUCAAGUGGCCAUAAGGAUUGGGCUUCAAGUUGAGGCAGUUCUAUUUCUAGUUCCCUCUGUGACUGGUGUAAACACUACCUACUAGCUGCUGCAGGUUGGUCUGACAUCAGCAAUUUUGUAUUUUGACAUAUGAUGGUAACUGUUUGUCAAGUUAGCUGAUGCAGGAAGAGAUUGGUCAACAAAAGAUUUCAGUUUUAAGGGGUUGGUCAGAUGGCUCAGUAUCCCUGAAAGAUCCGCCUCCCCCCAGAUUUAGCCUUGCUAAUUAUUUUUAGGUAUAUAUUCUUUAGUUAUCACUUCUUGGAUGAACAGGAAAUUUUUGACAGUGAUGAAUGUAGUUGAGUGAAAAGUUUUCAAAAUCAUGUUAUGGGAAAUAAGGUUGCAAUGUAGCAAUCUUGUAGGCUUGUAAGCAAUGGGAGAGUCUAUGCAGUAUACAAGUGAAUACUAUGGAAGCUACAGUUCAUAUGUAACAGUAUUGUGAAUCGUGAUCUUAAAUAUAUA